AUGAAGAGUUUUCUUGCUAUUAUUGUAUUUGUCGCCCUCUGCUUGCAAACUGCUCAAGCCUUUCCAAUUCAUUUCAACAACAAGCAACAAACAACCAAACACCAACAACAAAAGACCAUGUGCUUCUCCUCCAAAGGUGACGAUUCUAGCGAAGAGAAGGACUUUGAAGUCCAAACAUGGAACCCCUUGCGGUUGGCAGUCCUUAAGCUUGGUAUGACCGAACCGGCAUGGACCAGUUCCUUCAAUUACCAAAAGAAAAAGGGGGUAUUUUCUUGUGCUUACUGUGGCAACGAACUCUUUGACAGUGAAUCCAAGUACGAUUCUGGAAGUGGGUGGCCAUCCUUUUGGAGAUCCAAGCAAGAGGGAGCCAUAGGUUACAAAAUGGAAUUUGGCAAUCGACUGGAAUGUCGAUGCAACAAAUGUGGAGGCCACUUGGGUCAUGUGUUCCUGGAUGGGCCAAAACAAACGGAUGUCCCAAGCUCUCUGUUGCAGACAAGCCCUGCAUCAGAUCCUCGGAGUCAACGAGAAAAUGGGCGAUUGCCUCGAUUCUGUGUCAAUGGUGCUAGUCUUCGACUAAAAGAGGAAGUGCAAGAGCAAUGA
Molecule: messenger RNA, 600 nt
Organism: Cylindrotheca closterium
Lineage: Eukaryota; Bacillariophyta; Bacillariophyceae; Bacillariales; Bacillariaceae
Source: the annotation of a GenBank genome assembly